AAUAAUUAUAGUAAUAACAAUAACAAUAAUAAUAUGAAUAAAUACACUUAUCAUUCUAAUAGUGAUAGUGAAAGUGAUGAUAAUAUAAAAGAUAGACAUCACAGGGGUAACUAUAGAGAUAAAGAAAGAAAUAAAAGUAAAGAAAGAGACAAUGAUAGACAUGACAAUUUUGGAAGCAGAAAUAAUAACAAUAACCCUGAUGAUGCACAGUUAGAAAAUGAUGAUUAUCAUAGCAACAACCAAACUGUUUUUGUAGGAAAUUUACCAAAAGAUGUAACUUUUAAAGAUAUAGAAAAUAUAUUUAGGGACCAUGUAAAAAAAAUAGGUAAAAUUGAUAUUAAAAACGGAUAUGCCUUUGUAGUUGUAAAUAAAGAAGAUUCAGAUAGAUGUGUAAAGGAGUUAGAUGGUAAAGAAUUUUUUAAAAAACAAUUAACUAUACAAUUGGCAAAAGGUGAAUGUAAAAAAGAAGGUAACAAACCUAGAAGACCCUGCCCUGCAAUUUUUAUUGUAAAUUAUAAUGUUUUAAAAACUACAAUUAACUUAAUCAUUAAACUUUGCCAACCACAUGGUGUUAUUAAUAGAAUUCAAAUGGUUAAGAACUAUUGCUUUGUAGAAUUUAGCUCAACAAUUGAAGCAACCAAAGCUUUAAAUUAUCUAAAUUAUAAAAUUGUUGAUGGUCACACCCUUACAGUUGAAUAUGUUUGUGGAGUAUUUCCAGAUAAAGGUGGUCUUAGCUAUGUUAGACCCAGAUCAAAUUCAAGAUCAAGAUCACCACCAAACCACAGAGAUAGAAAUGACAGAGACAACGAUAGAAAUGGAAACGAUAAAUAUAGGGGUAGAGAAGGGGAUAGGGAUAGAGAUAGGGAUAGAGACAGAGGUAGAGAUAGAAAUAGGGUUAGAGACCGAUAUCAUAGAACCAAUAGAUCAAGAUCAAGAGAUAAUAAUUAUAAAAAAGAACAAAACUAUUAUAAUAAUAACAAAUAUCGCAGCACUAAUGGCACAGAUAAUAAUAACCACAGUCAUAAUAUCAAUAACAAUAAUAUAAAUAAUAGUAUUAACAAGGAGGAAAAAAAAAGAAGCAGAAGCAGAUCAAAUAGUGAUUCAAGAAGCAGAUCAAGAAGUAUUAAUAGCGACCAAAGUGAUAGGGGCAGAAAUAAAAGAAAUAGUAGAUCAAGAUCAAGAAGUUUAAGUAAUGGUAAAAGAAAAUAUAACACCGAUAGAUCAAACUCCAGAUCAAACUCUAGAUCAAACUCAAGAUCAAGAAAUAAUAUCUGUAAUAACAAUAAUAAUAACAACUAUAAUAACAAUUAUAAUAAUAACAACUAUAAUAACAAUUACAAUAGUAAUAACAAUUAUAAUAAUAAUUAUAAUAAAAACAAUAUUUAUAAUAGAUCAAAAUCACCACCAAAGAAAAGAGAAAGAAUUGAUUUAUUCUAAAUAAAAGAAUUAUUUAAAU
Dictyostelium purpureum is the source of this 1456-nucleotide messenger RNA. RefSeq lists its product as uncharacterized. The coding region runs from base 34 to 1437 and encodes 467 amino acids. Gene Ontology annotation, cellular component: nucleus; ribonucleoprotein complex; cytoplasm. The record is from RefSeq and is a predicted model, not a curated record. The transcript is spliced from 3 exons. NCBI's taxonomy places the organism in Eukaryota, Evosea, Eumycetozoa, Dictyosteliales, Dictyosteliaceae. Gene Ontology annotation, molecular function: mRNA binding.